Messenger RNA from Hibiscus syriacus, 1546 nucleotides. RefSeq lists its product as uncharacterized. NCBI's taxonomy places the organism in Eukaryota, Viridiplantae, Streptophyta, Magnoliopsida, Malvales, Malvaceae. The coding region runs from base 89 to 1318 and encodes 409 amino acids. The record is from RefSeq and is a predicted model, not a curated record. The transcript has 9 exons.
CUCCAAAAUUUAGUGGCUUUGCACCCAGUUUCCUCGCAGACUGGUUCUUCAUAGAUUUUAUCUCCGCGAACAUUUUACAAAGCACACAAUGGAGUUAGCUACCUCUUCAAUCUCUGGCGCACAACUAAGCUUGCUUUGCCCGAAGAAUCUCACACCCUCGACUCCCCACUCUUACAAGUAUCGUAAAAGAACCAAUUUUCCGAACGUUCACUCUCUGGUUGUUCCCCGGCCGUUUUCCAAUGGCUUUAUUUGCCAAGGAAGCAGCUUUGGGUUCAUUAAUAACGCUCCCUCCAUGCCAAAUUUCAAUAAUAACACCCCUAAUAGGAUUUACAAAAGGUUGGAUUCUUGUUUGAUCAUAUCCCCAUCCGGGAACAAGAAGCCACGUGCAAUUAUCAAGUUCUUGGGCGGUGCUUUCCUCGGAGCUGUCCCCGAAGUUACUUAUAGUUACCUGGUUGAGCUUUUGGCCAAGGAAGGAUUUUUUAUUAUAUCGGUGCCGUACAAUGUUACAUUUGAUCAUGAGCGAGCUGCUAAUCAAGUAUACGAGAGGUUCAAUGCUUGCUUGGACAAUAUUCUUGCUUUUGGAUACCCAGAUGCUAAUCUUACUCCUGCUGAUCUUGUUGACCUUCCAAUUUUCUCAGUUGGUCACAGCAAUGGUGCUCUUCUUCAAGUACUCACAGGAAGUUAUUUCUCUGAGAAUAUACCAAAGGCUAAUGCCAUAAUCUCAUACAACAACAAGUCAGCGACAGAGGCGGUGCCAUACUUUGAGCAGUUGGGUCCUCUAGUGAGGCAGAUGAUGCCAAUGGUAGAAUCAUCUCCUGUGUAUGCAAUGGCUAGGAGUGUUUCAGAUGAUGCAUGGAAGAUGUUUAUUGACAUGGCUGGAUCAAUGAUACCUGAAAGAGACCAAGAAGCCCUAGUCUCGUUCACCAAAUUUGUGGAUCAAUUGCCUUUCGUUUUUGGUCAGGUCACUGAAGGGAUAUCAGAGUUCAGGCCAACACCUUCCGAGAACCGUGAAUGUUGCAAGAACAAAUACAACGUUCAACACACACUACUGGUGAAGUUCAACUCGGACACAAUUGAUGAAACUGAUCUCCUUGAAGAGACAUUAAAGCCUCGCGUGGACUCUAUUGGUGGGACGCUCGAAAAGGUCCAAUUAAGUGGCAACCAUAUAACACCAUGUGUGCCGGAACCGAAAUGGCAAGCGGGUUAUGUAUACACUCCGGCAGAUGCUAUUGCUCAGGGACUUAAGACCCUUUCACUGAGUGAAACCAAAGUGCUCUCUAGAACAAUUUCUGAUUGGUUCAGACGUUUUGAAGAGUAACUGCUGAAAUUCGAUAGUAAGUUGAGUCGGUGCAGGCAUACAGUUUAUUGAAAGCACAACGAGAUUAUCGAAGAACAAGGACUUGAAAAUUAGAUAGCUCCAUGUGUAUAGUAAAGCUCAAUGAGCUUUCAUAUGUACCAACAAAGGAAAAAUAGGAAUUGAACUUUAGACUACAAACGGAUCAAAUAAGAAUAUAAAAUGCCCACCUAAGAGCUCCUUUUAUCUGAU